AUGGCGCGCGAUCAUACUAUCAGGCCUCCGCGUCGGCAUCAGGGUAAUCGCAGUAGCGCUUCUUCUCGCAGCAACCACAGUAGUCAGAUCAGUCGCACGCCCGCUUCCACCAGCAGUUCGCGGGCUUCCUCUAAUCGUGCCGCUUCUAAUGCGCCCUCUGGACCGAGCAGGCCUCGCGAACAGGUUCGAAGAGGACCUUUUCCGGACACGUCAAAGGACACGCCUUCCGAAGCUCGUGAUGAAGCCGAAGAGAAUGAUGAUACAUUGAUCGAGGUUAUCAUGGCCGUUGAUCUGACGCCGCGUGGUACGGUGGGAUGUUGUUACUAUGUUGCAAGAGACGAGAAGCUGUACUUCAUGGAAGACAUUCAGUGUGGAGAUGUUGAUGUCAUCGAAGCCCUAAGAACAUUUGUCGAGCCGACGGUGAUUCUGUUAUCGACAAAGAUUGACGACAAGGUGAUUGAGCGCUUUGAUCCAGAGGCUGCGAAUGCCGACUACGCACAUAGUGACAACGAUCAAUUUCGCCUUCCAUUCAUCUUAGAGGUGAGACCACCAAAUGAGUUCUCUUACGAAGUUGGGAAAAACAAGCUCGUCAGUCUGCGCCUAGGCCAGGAACAUGGCACUCGCGUCAGCUUCCGGAUUCCGGGAGAGAUCGUGCCCAUGGAUCACUUGGAUGGAGAGGGGACGAUAGGUCAACAAGGUCAACUGCUCCGGCUCGCAGGUUGGGUCGACCUUGAAAGUCGUUCCACAGUUGGCUGCGCCGGAGCACUCGUAUCGUAUCUUCAACGUCGACGCGCUGUUGCAUACCUUCCGGGUGACCGUGCAGCAUACUUGAUGUUCCGUAUCGCAACUUUGGAGAUGUUCAGUCUACGAGAGACGAUGUUCAUCAACGCAGACACACUUCACUCUCUACAGAUCAUGGGUGCCGAAUCCCAUCCGCAUUCGCACAACAAAGGGCCGACCAAAACCAGCUCUGGUGAAAAAGAGAGCCUGUCUGUGUAUGGUCUAUUCCACCACUUGGCGCGGACGCCGCAAGGAAGAUUCCUACUUCGGCAGCAGUUCCUUCGUCCUAGCCUCAACCUUGAUGUGGUCAACGAAAGAUUGAGCGCUCUCGAGGUCUUCACCCGCCCAGACAACGAUCCUCCGCUACAGAGUCUCGUACAAAGUUUGAAGAGUGUUGGCAACAUGCGUGUCAUGAUGGUGAAUCUGAGAAAAGGUGUGGGUGGUUCGACAAAGGGGGCUAGAGGCUUCUCCAAGAGCAUAUGGACAUCAAUCCGAGCGUUCGUAUUCUAUGCACUUAAGAUCAAGGACACGCUGUUGGAUAUAAUACGUGGAGAGACUUUGGCAAUCAGGAACAAGGUGGUUGAGCAAUUUGAAGGGUACCAUCUUGCUCAGAUCGGAAGGAGGAUCAGCGAAACCAUUGACUUGGAACGCUCGACAGAGGAAGGUCGCACCAUCAUCCUACCAGGGAUUGACGAGGAGCUGGACCAGAUGAAGCACACGUUGGAUAGUCUCGACGACUUCCUCAAUCGAGUUGCACGGAAGCUGUCCGAAAAGAUGCCUUCCGACAUCAGAGCUACGCUGAAUGUCAUCUACUUCCCGCAGAUCGGCUUUCUCUGCACUACCCCCGUUGAUCAAGUGACCGGAAACGCGGUCUAUGACGGUACUUUCGAUAGUCCUUGGGAGAGGAUGUUCUCUACCGAAGAGCAAGUCUACUUCAAGAACAGCGAAACGCGAGAAAUGGAUGAUCACUUCGGUGACGUUUACGGUAUCAUCUCGGAUCGCGAAAUUGAGAUUAGCCAUGAGCUCGCUCAAUUCUUGCUGCAAUAUGAAGAACUGUUAACAUCCUGUUCGGACAUCUGCGGAGAACUAGAUAGUCUGCUAGCCUUGGCGCAAGGCGCGAAAAUCUACAAGCUCUGUCGCCCUCGUAUGACACGCGAGAAUGUCGUACGCAUCGAAGGGGGGCGGCACAUACUGCAAGAACUUACCGUGCCAUCUUUUGUCGCGAACAAUACAUACUUGAGAGGCGGCGAGGGUGAUAGAAGCUUUGAAGAAGCCGAUGAGAGCUGCGGCACCAGGACUCAAACAUCCACCAGCUCUGCAGCUCGACAUGCAUACGACUACAAGGACAACCCAAGUAUGCUCGUCCUGACUGGACCUAACUACUCGGGCAAAAGCGUCUACCUCAAGCAAGUCGCCCUCAUCGUAUACAUGGCGCAUGUCGGAAGCUUCGUUCCUGCAGACAGCGCAAAUAUCGGACUGACAGACAAGAUCCUAUCCAGAGUUACGACCCGCGAAACAGUAUCUCGUGCCCAGAGUGCCUUCAUGAUAGAUCUCCAGCAGAUAUCACUCGCGCUGAGUCUAGCUACCCGCCGAAGCUUGCUCAUCAUAGACGAGUUUGGCAAGGGGACUGAGUCCAGUGAUGGAGCCGGUCUAGCAUGCGCAGUCAUGGAACACUUAGUGAGUUUAGGCUCAGAGCGGCCAAAAGUGAUAGGUGCCACGCAUUUCCACGAAAUAUUCGAGAUGAGCCUACUCAAACCAAGGCCUGCGCUUGCCCUCGGCCACAUGGAGGUACGCAUCGAUGUCGACGCUUCGGAAGUCAGUGAUCAAAUAACGUACCUCUACAACUUCCGCGAGGGUCGCAGCAAUUCAAGUUUCGGUACAUGCUGUGCAGCUUUGAACGGCGUUCCUCAGGAGAUCGUUCAACGUGCAGAGAAACUCAUUCUGCUUUCUAUGCGAGGUGAGGAUCUUGUGGCUGCCUGUUGUCAGAUGCCAGAAGAUGAAGUUGCGGAACUCGAAGAAGUGGAGCAAAUUGCAAGAGCCUUCCUUGAAGCAGAUUUGUACCAAGACCCAAAGGCCACCUUGGCGGACAUACUGACUGUUUCUACAAGUAUUGAUUCACGUAAAUGUGAGAAGAAGAUAGAUGGCCUCGACGACCGUCUUACCAACAUCGAAGAUGCUCUUGCCAGUAUCGCCUCCAAAUUGGAAAGCAACCAGACUCCUGCACCCUCCGGGGAGUCGGUCGGCCAGGUAAGGAGGCCGCAAAGCCGACUUUUUGACAGCAUUGUCGUUCCGGCCGUGAAGACACCUGCGCAUUUCGAAGGCAAGACUGGAAACAACACGCAGUCAGACUAUGUCAGAAAUUUGCUCGUUCAGGUAGUGGGCGAAACACCGUCAGUGGGUCAAAAUGCAGAAGUCAGAGCCGCGUUGACAGCAAUGGAGGAGUUGGUCACUCGGCACAACCAAGAUACAGCUUUAACAAUUUCACUCAACCAACCCUUGCUCGACCGCACCCUUGCAAGUGUCGAUAGCGAAACGCUGGAACGGCCGCCUUGGGAGACUGUGACGUCUGUUUUAGAUAAAGCUUUGAAAGCACCGAACUUGAUGUUUGCUAAUCUUUCCUCAAUGCUGAAGUUGGAGACAUUAUGUGAGAUCAUCGAGGAUGCAUAUUUUCAUCCAGCCACAUGCGGCACUGCGCGUCGUCUUCUAGCGUACGGUGUGCUUUUCAACCUCUUCACAUGGUUUUCAAUGACGCCAUGGAGUGGUAUCGAUAGGAAAACCUUGAUAGAAUAUGCUCUAUUGGCCAAAAAACAUACGGAAAUUGCCUUGAGUCAACUCGGCAUGUUCUAUUCUGCGACCUAUGAGAAUGCUGUAGCUCUUUGUGUGGGUACAGCCUGCGCGAUUCAGCAGUGUAGGCCCUCGCUUGCCUGGGUUCUAGUCUCCAACGCCGCCGAAUUAUGCCAGAAUCUAGGCUACCACCGAUUCGAAACGAUGAAAUAUGAUACAAAACAAGAACAGAGAUUCAAGAUGCACAUUUUCUGGUUUGUGUGCAUGUUUGAAAAGCAAUUGUCACUGCGCUUAGGCCGCGUGAGUCGAAUCCAUGAUUGGGAUGUAUCGUUACCUCUUCUCGCUAUGAGGGAGACAGCGCCCAAUGGCUUUAAAGGAGGCGACAAGUUGAUUUACUGGGUCAAGGUGGCUAAGGUCUCGGGGCAGAUCUACGAAAAACUUUACAGUCCAGUUGCGUUCCGCAAGCCGUCCGAAGAGCGAUCCCGGACCGCCGCUGCUCUCGUAGAAGCGAUGAACAAGGCUUGGAUUGAACGAGGACAAGGAAGCAUCAUGGAUAUGAAGAAGAAUCUGAGCUUAAACGAGACCGAAGUGCCGUCCAAGCGCAGGAAACUUCGGCAUGAAAGCCAAGUCGCUUUGGAGCCCGAUACGGAUACGCAUAUUGUUUCCAGUCGCUUGGAGAGCGUCUUCCUCUACGCCGACGUUGUAGUGCACUACUCGACCUGCGCACUCAUACAGCGAGCAACAAGUUUGGACAACAGCACCUUCAGCCAAGAAUGUCUUGAAUCUUCCCGAGCUGCGCUUACAGCACAUAUGCGAAGUAAUGCUAGAUUUAACACUGGUGAGAAGACAGAGUUAUGGGCAGGAUACGUUCAAUGGUCAAUCCUCCAGGCUCCACUCACCCCGUUUAUGGUCUUGUUCAGCAAUGCGAUACAGCAAACUGAUCCCACAGAUCUGAAGUCUCUUGCAGACUUCGUCACAAGUCUCGAGUCGUGUCGAGAAUUCUCUGCAGGCGCAGAAAAGCUGUACAAGAUGUGUCUCCUCUUCUCGAAAGUUGCUGGCUUCUACAUCCAGGCAAAGAUUCAAGAGCGUCAGAAUGCCCAGAUGCCAUCGUCCUCGGGCUCGGAACAAGGAUACACUGAUGCGAUAAAUGCAGACGCCCCAAUCGACCUUGAUACCAUUGCACAAUUUGGUCCGCACCUGAGCGCUCUUGGCUUCGUGUCUGAUCCCAUGUGGUCGACGGCGGAACAUGCGGCAGGUAUGGCAACCAAGGGACAAGAAUUCUACAUCCCCGAAUUCGAGGUUAACAACGCAUCAGGAUCUGAUGAAUCAGGCACGCGCUAUGACACCGGAUGUGUGAGCCAUAAUUCGAUUCAAGACUGGUUUGCGGGGUCACGAUAUUUGAAUGGUUUUAUCGAUACGGGGAUUGACAUGCAGAUGCCAGAAUUCAGCUUUGUAUGA
Alternaria burnsii is the source of this 5022-nucleotide messenger RNA. RefSeq lists its product as uncharacterized. Gene Ontology annotation, molecular function: ATP-dependent DNA damage sensor activity; ATP binding; zinc ion binding. Gene Ontology annotation, biological process: mismatch repair; chiasma assembly; DNA-templated transcription. Lineage: Eukaryota; Fungi; Ascomycota; Dothideomycetes; Pleosporales; Pleosporaceae. The transcript has 12 exons. The coding region runs from base 1 to 5022 and encodes 1673 amino acids. The record is from RefSeq and is a predicted model, not a curated record. Gene Ontology annotation, cellular component: nucleus.